CGAAGUGUUAGGGCUGAAAACGUGCCAGUAUGCUAGUCAGGUGUAGCAGUAGGGGGCGAGUGCAGACGAACAAUGCACCUGCGGUGGAGGAUUCGAGCAUUCUACCUCCAGCCCAGUCUGAUUCACCUGUCUCUGUAUCGUCAACUUCAUCUUCGGAAACCGAUUUCACAUCGUCGCCUAGUUCAGAUGCAAAAGCAAACCAUGAGCGAGUCCCUUGCUUCCCCCCGACCACCUUGAAAGGGCGGCUCGGGAUUGUCCUGCCACCUCCACCUGACUUCAGCUUCUCUCCUCCUCAGUCCCCGUUGAGUCCGUUCCACUCGAUCCCCUGGCCAUGGCCUGCUAUUGUCCCUCCAUCGAUUGCAUGCCCUCCUUCCUUGGCCACCCAAUACCUGUCCGAUAAAGAUUCUGACUCGUCAUCCUCAACGUCGUCGUCAUCGCUGUGGCCUUCUGCUUAUGCUACCUCCACGGGGCUUUUUGAUCCCACGGCCCAGCUGGAUGAUGAGGUGAUGAGACUUGUGUUAAGCUUUGUCAGUGACUCCGGGGAUCUGAAGGCUUGUGCACUUGUUUGCAAACGUUGGAUGCGACUUUCUGGGGAACUCCGUCGGGGCGUGAGGGUCAAAGAUUGGCAGUUUGUCUAUAGUGGUCGUAUUUUUGCGCGCUUUCCUAAUCUGACGGACAUGGACUUGACGGAGGCUUGGGUUGAGCGUCAUCAUGGAACCUGUGGGAUAUUGAUGACGAUGAACACUUUGAAGGUCGAGCUUGACGCAGGAGCCACAGACUUGGAUUCCAUAGCCAACUGCAUCGACGAGAAGCGACAACCAUCUGAUGUUGUAGAAGGGGGUCUCAAGAAGCUUGCCAAGUACUACCCCAAUCUGAGGAAGCUGUCAUUUGUCGACCUAGAUACGACAUCCGCCCUGUCACCAGAGGACAGGCUGAGGUUGGUUUCCCGAAGUGGACGGUUCAGUGAGGGUUUCCGCAGGACCAGUGGUGGCGGCGGUGGGCGUAGUAGCAGUUCACGGAGCAGUGGGUGUACGAGCCCCUUGAGCAGCAGCUGCGGCAGUCCUCGUGCUGGUAGCUGCUGUUCAAUGGGUUCACGGAGCACCGCCGUCCGCUCCGGAAUACGGGUCGCCAUGGAGGGCUGUCAGUACCUUCAGUGUUUAGAAGUCCAUCAGUGCACCGAUGCCACGCUGGAGGCCAUUGGUCUGUGCCCGAAUGUGCAGGUCGUUAAAGUCGUGGGGUCUACUGUGGCUGGCAACUUCUUCAAGGCAUCGGUCACAGAUAUCGGCCUGACCUUUCUUGCUGUAGGAUGUUCACGGCUCGUGAAGCUGGAACUCUCCGGUUGUGAUAUCGGGUAUGAGGGUUUAUCUGCCCUUGGUGAGUUUUGUCCCAUGCUAGAAGAACUGGUGCUUAACACAAAAGGAUUUCAUGAUGGUUGGUUGUGGGGCCUUGCAACUUGCAAGUGUCUGAAGAAUCUUAGGCUAGAAGGUGUCAAACAUCUGGAAAGUUCGGCUCUGCGCCAGGGCAGCAGUAUAAGCCUGCAGCAGCAGCAGCCUCAUGUUGUGCCAGCAUUUUGUCAGAGUCUUGAGAGCCUCCAGUUGGUACGAUGUGAUCUAAGGGUGGAGGCAGCAUUUGAGGCACUCCUGCAGUUAUGUGUGAAAGUCAAAGUGUUAGACAUCAACGACUGUUGGGGUUUGGACGACCACGUGUUUGCGCGCACAGCUGUUUGUAAACGGCUGGAGGUACUGCGGUUGGAGGGAUGCUCUCUUUUGUCAGUGUCUGGACUUGCAGCAGUGAUUGCUGCUGUUCCGGACCUGAAGAAACUUUCUGUAGUUUGGUGCAGCGGGAUCAAGGAUAGGGACUUGUCUGUGGCCUUUGUGGACAGGUUGAGCCGGCUUCAAGAGCUCAAGUAUUCACCCGACGCCUGGCCAGCAGUGCUGGGAGAGGUUUCGGCAGGGAAAGGCGGGGGUGUGUGUUUUAAACACGAUGCACCGUUGCGUUCCCCUAUUCGUGCAAGCUCCUGGAAAUGGUGGCGGUAGGUCGCUGACAGAAUAAAUGCCCGAGGCAGUU
Molecule: messenger RNA, 2067 nt
Organism: Chara braunii
Lineage: Eukaryota; Viridiplantae; Streptophyta; Charophyceae; Charales; Characeae
Source: the annotation of a GenBank genome assembly